AUGGGUCGCCACGGAGGCACUUCCGCCUCAUGCUCCUACCGUGGGCAACCCAGCCUGCUUACCCUGGCUGGCGGCCCCGCCGAGUGCGGGCGGCAGCGGCCCUUGACCCCGAGCUCUCCUCCCUCUUGCCCCGGAUCCGCUCGAGGAACCCAACGCAACAGUGAGACGCGAGCCCCGGAGCCCAGAGCGGCCUACGAUGUGCAGCAAACCAGAGGGUUGCGCCGCUCUACCUUUCGGCCCUCCGGACUCGCCUACUCUCCGCGUCACUCCAGGCGUGCGCGGGCCCGCGGGCCUUGGCUCUGCCCCCAGUGCGCGCUCACACACCUACGUCCCGCCUCCUUGCGCAGGCGCAGAACAAGAAAAGUGGGGUUGUCGGAGGGCGCGUGCGCAAAACGAGGUGUUGUCCUCGUGCCAGGGCUGUGCUUCUGGGGUUUCAAUGGCCUUCUAUUGCUGGUGGACAAAACGGGAAAACCCACCUUCAUCUCCCGCUACCGAAUCCAACGUGCCAACAAUGAAUCAUAGACCCCCGUGAAGCUGCGUCAGUCUAUCCGUACAGUUACCUUCAACCAGAGCGUCAUCUCUUUCCCCAUGCUGGUCAUCUACUAUCCUGUCUUAAAGUGGAGGAGAGACCCCUGCUGUCGAGAGCUGCCUACCUUCCACUGGCUCCUGGUGGAGCUGGCCCUUUUCACCCCUGUGUGGGAAAUCUUGUUCUACUACUUACACCGGCUCUUCCAUCACCCAAAGUUGUUCAAGAAAAUUCACAAAAAACAUCAUGAAUGGACAGCACCCAUCGGUGUGGUCUCAAUCUAUGCCGAUCCUAUAGAACAUAUGGUUGCCAACAUGUUGCCAGCUUUGGUGGGUCCUCUAGCAAUGGGCUCUCACUUGUCCUCUAUCACUGUGUGGUUAUCCCUGGUUCUCAUCAUCAGCACACUCAACCACUGUGGCUACCACUUGCCCUUCCUGCCUUCGCCUGAGUUCCAUGAAUACCACCAUCUCAAGUUCAACGAGUGCUAUGGGAUACUGGGUGUGCUGGACCACCUGCAUGGGACUGAUGUCACGUUUAAGCAGACCAAGGCUUAUGAGAGACAUGUGGUCCUGCUGGGCUUCACCCCACUCUCAGAAAGCAUCCCCGAUCCUCCAGAAAAGACAAGGAGUGCACUUAGACCAUCUGGCCUGUUCCAUCAGUAG
Molecule: messenger RNA, 1188 nt
Organism: Arvicanthis niloticus (Nile rat)
Lineage: Eukaryota; Metazoa; Chordata; Mammalia; Rodentia; Muridae
Source: RefSeq, a predicted model, not a curated record